This is a messenger RNA of Acaulospora colombiana, 1425 nucleotides long. NCBI's taxonomy places the organism in Eukaryota, Fungi, Glomeromycota, Glomeromycetes, Diversisporales, Acaulosporaceae. The record is from the annotation of a GenBank genome assembly.
AUGGAUUUGGACGAAAUGUCGAAAUCAUACUUGGAAAUUAAGUUGGUCGAACCUGUCAUAUUUUUUCGCGGUAAAGCGGAAGAAUCCGUCGGAUGCGUCCUGAGGGGUGAUUUGCUGGUGCAUCUGUCGAAACCCACGAGAAUUCGAAAGUUGGAAAUGAAGUUUUCCGGUGUUGCGAAAACUCAUUGGAAAGAAGAGGAACGAGAAAUAAUUUCCCACACAUGGAAAUUCCUAACCGUCACCAACGAAGAAAUCGCCGAAGAGGAUGAAUCCAUCGAUUGUCGAGAGUUGACGGAGACUACGAAUUUGCUAAAACCACGGUUCAGAUUUCUAUCUUCCUCGUUUCGAAAAAGCCACCGAGAAAGAAGUAGUGCUCGCGGGAAUAGCCACAUCACCGAAAAGCUGCCGGCCGGAAUACACAGUUACCCUUUCGAAUUAUUUUUACAAGGUAACCUGCCUGAAACCGUCACCACCGAUUUGGGCACGGUGUCUUAUUGUUUGUGCGCGAAGGCGACGAGGUCAAGGUUCAAACCGAACAUGACAUUGUGCCAACCAAUUGAAAUUCUACGCACCAUACCCGAUCACAUUAACGCUCAGGGUAUAGCAUUUUCCCGGGAAUUCAAUGACAUGGUAAUGUAUCUUUAUCAUUGUUUCAUCAUUAUUGAUUCCUUCGGUAAUUUCAUCAUGCCCGAGGAGCUGUCCUAUGAGAUCAGUAUACCCAAGAAAGGAUACCCAAUUGGACAAACCAUUCCGAUAGAAAUGAAGAUUUGUCCGUAUAUAAAAAGGCUUCGUGUGAACGGUGUGAAAGUGGAACUAGUGGAGAAGACCACCUACACCUCAAAUGAACAAAAGGUCACCGAUUCAAAAGUGGGUGCCACCAUAUCAUCGAACAAUUUCGAAGAGGAGAGGCUGAUCGACGACCACGAGGAUGGCGACGUCGGAAAUGUCACCUACUAUCAAGUCGUGAACUUUGCAAUACCCAAGUGCGCAUCGCCCAUUCAUUACUCUUGCGCCACACCUUUGAUCAGUGUGGCUCAUGAUUUGAAAUUCACCUUUGCGAUAACGCUUCCAAAUGUCCCUUUUAAUAAAGCGGAGCUUAAAAUCUGUGUGCCCAUCACCAUCUUGUCAUGCAAGGCCUUGGAGGAUUAUGUGGGAUUGCCUAGUUACGAAGAUGCCAACUCCUUUUGUCCGUGUGGUCCCGAAUAUAUGAGGAUGGCGAGACUGGUGCUGGGUGAGGAUGCCGGGGAGAUACUUAAAAAUGGAAGUUGCAAAUUCUUUGCCUCGUGUGGCGACAAUUUGGGUGAUGCAAAUGAGCAAUUUAAUGAUUGUUUAACGGCACCUGGCAAUCAUUAUGUCAAUCAUUUGUUGAAUCAUCAUCAGUCACCUCCCAGCUAUGAAGCUUCAAUAACCGAAAGUAUCGAUUAA